CUUCUUCCAUUAAUUCUCAUGGCUAAGUCUUAUCUUAAACAUGCUUAUUUUAUUCUAUUGUUCAUUGUAACCCGUACCAUUUGGAUCAUGGACAAGGUUAAGCCAUGGAGGACUAAUCACUCUACUUCACUUCCAUAUGAGUUAUUUACACUAGAUAUCUCUACGAGGCUUCGGUCCGAUCCGAAUUCGAUAAAAUUGUCGUCCUCCGACUUUGGCAAUAUGGUGAAAAAUAUUCCAUGUGCAGUUCUUUUCCCUACCCAUGUUACGGAUAUAAUUGAUCUUGUGAAAUUCUCGUACAAUUCUUCGAGGCCUUUUACGAUAGCGGCGAGAGGGAAUGGUCAUUCGGUAAGAGGACAAGCGAUGGCGGAUGAGGGGGUGGUGGUGGAUAUGAGAUCAUUGGAGAGGUUUGGAGGUGGAAAUGGGAUUAGGGUUUCGUGGGAUUCGGGGUUAGGGUUUUAUGCGGAUGUUGGAGGUGAGGAGCUUUGGAUCGAUGUUUUGAAGGCGACGGUUGAGCAUGGUCUUGCUCCGGUUUCGUGGACGGAUUAUUUGUACUUGAGUGUGGGUGGUACGCUGUCGAAUGGUGGAGUUAGCGGGCAGACGUUUCUUCAUGGGCCUCAGAUUAGCAAUGUCCAUGAGUUGGAUGUUGUUACAGGAAAAGGAGAAUUCUUGACAUGCUCCAGACACUUGAAUCCCGAACUAUUUUAUGCAGUUCUAGGAGGCCUUGGACAGUUCGGGAUCAUAACUCGUGCAAGAAUUGUACUAGAUAAAGCACCAAAGAGAGUGAAAUGGAUUCGGAUGCUUUACCAGGAUUUCUCUUCCUUUACAAGAGAUCAAGAACACUUAAUCUCGAAUAAUGUGCUUGAUUAUGUCGAAGGCUCCCUUAUUAUGCACCAAAGUUCUUCAAACAACUGGAGAUCUUCCUUUUUCUCAAACACUGAUCAGUCCGAAAUAGCCUCUCUGCUCUCUAAACAUGGAAUUCUCUACUGCUUAGAAGUCGUUAAAUAUUACGACGACGCAAACAUCAACACCGUCGAGCAGGAACUGCAACUAUUGCUCAAACAUCUGAAAUUCAAUCCUGGUUUUGUGUUCAAGAAAGAUGCCUCAUUCAUCGAUUUUCUUAAUCGAGUUCGGGCUGGAGAGCUGAAGCUUCAGUCUCUUGGACAAUGGGAUGUUCCUCAUCCAUGGCUAAAUCUCUUCAUCCCGAAGUCGCGAAUCAUGGACUUUCAUGCAGGCGUCUUCAUCAAUAUUAUUCAAGCACAAAACAAAUCCACAGGACCUAUUCUCGUGUACCCUACAAGCAGGAAAAAGUGGGAUGACAGGAUGUCUGCAGUUACACCAGAAGAAGACACAUUUUAUUGUGUGGGAUUGCUACAUUCUGGGGGAGUUGAUGAUUGGGAGGCCUUGGAUGCACAAAAUAAAGAAAUAUUAGAGUUCUGCGAGAAAUCUGAGAUUGUGCUCAAGCAAUAUCUUCCACAUUACAACACUAGAAAAGAGUGGAUGAACCAUUUUGGAGAAAAGUGGAGCAGUUUUCAGGAUCACAAGUAUAAGUAUGAUCCAAAGAUGAUUUUGGCUCCUGGGCAGAGGAUUUUUCAUUAGUUCUGUUGUUGGCAAACAAGAAUUGCAUUUUUUUGAUUAUUGAGUUAAUCUAGCUAGCUAGAGGGAUUAAAUAGAAUUAAUUUGUUUAAUUAAGAGCAGUAGCUGUCUGGGAUGGUAGUAUACUAUUCUUAGUGAUAAGAGUUAAGA
Messenger RNA from Daucus carota subsp. sativus, 1743 nucleotides. RefSeq names its product cytokinin dehydrogenase 3. Gene Ontology annotation, molecular function: FAD binding; cytokinin dehydrogenase activity. The transcript is spliced from 5 exons. NCBI's taxonomy places the organism in Eukaryota, Viridiplantae, Streptophyta, Magnoliopsida, Apiales, Apiaceae. Bases 19 to 1596 code for a protein of 525 amino acids. Gene Ontology annotation, biological process: cytokinin metabolic process. The record is from RefSeq and is a predicted model, not a curated record.